GUCAGUCACCGCGGAGCGCUAGCGAUAUACAGGUGUACCGCUCCGCGAUAUGAUAAAUAUUCACGUAAAUGAAAACCGGUUUUUUCAGCAAGUUUAACUGAAACUUAUUUGAUAUCAUCAAGGAAAAAUUGUGAUUUGUAAAAGUGGUUCCUGGGUUUAUUGAUGCGAGUGUUUUAAGUGGUGUUUCGAAACAGUGACAAGUUUUCUUGUGUUGUGUGUACGGUCCUUGAAUCGGAGGCUUCGUCGGUGCCGUUUCUUUUUCGUUUUGGAGACGAUUAGUGCCGAAGAUCUCGCUGUCUCCAAGAAAGGUGGAUAAUCGUUCGAACUGAAGGUGCCGACGGCCAUGAUGGCGCCAAGCGUGACGCAGCGCACCAAGUCGCCACGCUCGCCCGGAAACCUGCCCAGGAAACUACAGAACGGGUCGGAAGCAGGCCAGUCGGAGGCAACGGCGGACUCCAGUCCCGGCAACUCCAUCUCUGAUGUGGAGAACUUCGAGUGCUACGGCGAGGCCGACGCCGAUGUAUCCUCUAACACACUAGAAAACGGUAACCGCAGCCCCGGUAACCUGAACCGGCAUUCUUGGACGCGGACGAGUCUCCGACGGACGCAGCCGAGCCACCAGGAGAACUUGCCGCAUCGGCGAUGGGGCUCCAUGAGACACUCUGGGAAGCGGCAAAUCGGAUCAAAUGUCUUAGCUAGCCAAUUAUAUCGAUCGUCGUCAUUCAACUCUUCGGGCUGCGGCUCAGGAGGAGAGCCGGCGGAUGAUAUGUACUCGGAUGUAUCGCUGGAAGAAGAUGUUCAAGGACUUAAUUAUAAGGUGCAACUGCUACAGCAACAAGUGACGUCACUGGCCGAUACGCAAAGCACGGCGGACGAACGCUACGCGCGGGCGAAGGCUGACAACGCGGUGCUACAGGCGCGCGUACACAUGCUCGACGAACAGAUACGGGAGAUCGAGAGCAGAUGCGAAGAGCGUAUAGCUGAGGAACAGAAGAGAUGUCGGGAAGCAAUAUCACGUGUCGAGCGAGACAGGGACGCGCAGCUCGCUGCGUUCAGCGACAGGCUAGCUGCGGCUGAGACAGAGGCCUCCGACCUCAAGCAAGAGGUUGGAAGACUCCGCGGCGUAGCAGAAACGUUACGCGCAAACGCCGACACGGCGCAACGCGCGCAUCGCGAAGCCCAAGAACAAGUUGGCGAACUCGUCGCCCAACUGAACGUAGCGAGAGAGAACGAACGCAAGGAGAGGGAGGCCGCCGCCGCCGCGACGAAUUUGUUGGCAUCGGCGAAACUGGAGCUGCAGAAGAUGAAGGAAACGCCGCCGCCGCCGCCGGAUCCGAGAUUAGAUGAGCUCAGGCAGGAACUGACGCUACUAAGGACGCAGAAUAAAUCUUUAUCAGAAGCACAAGAGGAGCUGCAGGCGCAGAUCCUGACGCGCGGCGUGGAAGAGGGCCGCAGCCUGCUGGACGGCGUCAGCGGCCCCCUCGUCGCCAACUCACUAGCUCAUGAGCUCUCCCAGAUGAGCGACGAUCAGCUCGAUGGUAGCGAUACACAAACUGAUCACAGCAUAGAGUUGGAAAAGUUACAGAAAGCAUUGAAGGAGCAGCAAGACGUCAACUGUCAGCUCAGGAAUUACAUUGAUGGUAUCCUGCUAUCGAUCGUCGAAAACUACCCUCAACUACUCGAAGUUAAGCACGCGAAACCCAUAGACAUGAAGUCAUAACGGCAGAGUCCGAACUAAAUUAUAUUAAAGUGGUUAAUUUUUAAAAUUUUAGACAAUUUCGACUAACAAAAUAAUCCUAUCUGAAUUUGAUAUUAAUUAUUGAAAUACCUACUGUGAUAAAAUUAUUUUGUCCACUUCUCUGUAAAGUUCAAUGAAAAUAUUAAAUAUGAAGUACUUAUGGUUUUUAAUGUGAACUUUAAAUUCUUAAUGAGCUCUUCCAACUUAUUUGGUCAUGCCAUGAACGCAAGUAUAAAUUGUAUAGCGUAAAAAUUGUAAAUAUUGUAUAGAAAUUACGUUAAGAUAAGCAUAUAAAAUAUAGAUACAUAUAUUGUUCCUUUGUCUCAUCAAAAUAUAAUUGUUUGUAAUUAUUAAUUAACAUUCAGAUCUGUGUUAAAUACUAUUUGAGCAAGGCCAGGCCGUCCAUAAAGAUUUUAUAGAUUCAUAUAUAAGUAGUUACGAUUAAAAGCAAUUUUAUGAAAGACUGGAGUGUAUGAGUAAUGGUGUGAUACGACUCAUUUCGUCGUAUGAAAUUUUUAGAAAGAGCUAUAUAUGUAGAAUACAGACUACAACUAAUAGAUGUGCAAUGUAGAAAAGAAGUAUAUGAACUUAUGGCUUCAAAAAUUAAUUUAAUUCAUGGCGCUGACAUGGAUAUGGUUAUAUAUCAAAACCAAAGUUUUAUUUUACAUUUUGCACGUCUAUUAGUUAAAUCGUCUGUGAUACAACUAGGACGCCAUUUUACGGAACACAUGUUAGUAAAAAUCGCGUGUCCUGACAGGUUAAUAUUAAGACCUAUGAUAUUUAUACCUACUUAAAAGAAUGUACCUAUAUUUUUACAAUGAUAUAUUUAAAUGGAAUGUAAAUUAAGUAGUAUUAAUUUAAGCAUUUGUGUACAUUUUGAUAACAUGGUUAAUGUAAAUCUAACAGAUGUUCAUGUAACAGUCAUCGACUUAAAUUAAAUGAAAGGUAAAUAAA
This is a messenger RNA of Cydia pomonella (codling moth), 2692 nucleotides long. RefSeq names its product rab11 family-interacting protein 4A (gene nuf). NCBI's taxonomy places the organism in Eukaryota, Metazoa, Arthropoda, Insecta, Lepidoptera, Tortricidae. The record is from RefSeq and is a predicted model, not a curated record. The transcript is spliced from 14 exons. The coding region runs from base 344 to 1720 and encodes 458 amino acids. Gene Ontology annotation, cellular component: midbody; endocytic vesicle; cleavage furrow. Gene Ontology annotation, biological process: endocytic recycling; regulation of cytokinesis.